Messenger RNA from Corythoichthys intestinalis (scribbled pipefish), 8426 nucleotides. RefSeq names its product amphoterin-induced protein 1-like. Gene Ontology annotation, cellular component: membrane. NCBI's taxonomy places the organism in Eukaryota, Metazoa, Chordata, Actinopteri, Syngnathiformes, Syngnathidae. The transcript is spliced from 2 exons. The record is from RefSeq and is a predicted model, not a curated record. Gene Ontology annotation, molecular function: protein binding. The coding region runs from base 195 to 1682 and encodes 495 amino acids. Gene Ontology annotation, biological process: brain development.
CUGCCGCACGGAGAGCGAUUCAGUUUAGUGAUGGACUCUCUGCAGCGGACGAGAGGAGAACCAUUGAUCGGUCCCAUCCUGCACCGGUGGUUUACUGAAGAUUGGACUCAAGGUUGAAGCGCCAGGACUUUAUUGUGGUCUGCUUGCUGCAAGGAACGCUUUGAUUCUCCUGCACAGUGAAGACUGCUUACACAAUGGAAAGAUUUUACAAUCCUGGUCAGUCAGCACUGAGAAGGAGCAUCUUUCUCUUGGUCUUCCCUCUGCUUUUGUCAGUGCGUGCCUGCGGACAGUUAAUUAGAGGCCCACUGGACCUCCAAAAGACGUGUUUGUGCGCCAGCAAUAUUAUCAGCUGUUCCAAUGUGAAUCUCACAAGCCCCCCCAUCCCUCUUCCUAAAUACACAUCGGUGCUGGACCUCAGCUUUAACUCCAUCACCAAACUGCGAGCCGAGUGGACACCCGUCGUACUUAGUCACCUCCACACGCUGCUGCUUAACCAUAACAGGCUCUACUUCCUCUCCUCGGAAGCUUUCGUGCACGUGACUAGGUUGCGUUACCUGGACUUAUCCUCCAAUGAGCUCCGCCAACUGGACGAGUAUAUGUUCGAGCCUCUGGAGAAGUUGGAGGUGUUGUUACUUUACAAGAACAGCAUCUCACAGAUAGAUCCCUCCGCCGCUUUCUCGGGGCUAGCCAGCCUGAAGAAGCUCUACCUGAGCCAAAAUCUGAUCUCGCGCUUCCCCUUGGAGCUGGUGAAGGAGAGAAGCCGAAUUGAGACACUCACGCUGUUAGACGUCUCCUCCAACAAGAUCAAAGCGCUGGCGUUUCAUGAGCUUCAAGCUCUACCUGCGUGGAUCCAGAAUGGCCUGUACUUCCACAACAAUUCCCUUCCGUGUAGCUGUGAUCUUUACGAAGUGGUGGCACAAUGGAAUCUGAAAGACCUCAGCUCGGUCGUGGACUUCAAGGAUGAGCACACUUGCAUCCUCGCGGGUCAGCCCAGACGAAAAGUGGCCACCCUGGAACUGGACAAAGCCUAUUUGAACUGCAGCGAGGUCAGGAUCAAGGACAGACAAGCCUACCUGGAGCAGUAUGUAGCGCUGGACUGUGACACCAAGCAGAGAAAUGUGAUGAAGAGCUGGACCCUGCCAGGCGACAUACCCAUCUCAGCAACAAACAAAAGUGCAGUCAUACUAAAAGACGGAAAUCUUCAGAUUGGACCUUUGAAAGAAGAUGACUCGGGCGUGUACACUUGCUACGCCGUUGGAAACACCCUGAAUGAGACCCUCCAUAUCACCGUCGUAGUCUUUAACACCACCGCAAACACCGGCUUGGAAAACCUGAAGACUGCAUACACCACCCUCAUAGCGUGCCUGAUCAGUAUAGUGAUGGUUUUCAUCUACCUCUACUUCACACCUUGCCACUGUUUCUGCUGCCCAGGUCAGGAUCUGGAGAAGAACGACCCGACAGGCAGUUUCCAUUCCUCCGCUAUCAGCAUCGCUCAAGCCCACCAGGAGACUGGAUCAGAAAGAGGCAACGGGGCCAGUAAAGACUUCCCGUAUGACACCAAGGACUCGCUGGAGCAGAAUGGGAAGUUGAACCCGAAAGGUGAAGAGGAUAGAAAGAUGGGGAAUAAAAGGAGAAAGGCAUCUGUCACCUCCGUUAGCUCAGACACCCCUAUGAUGGUGUAAAAUUUUUUGCGGGGAGAGUCUGCAAAACCACUGUGCAUGCAUAUGAUAUUACCAAAUUAAUCAAAAGACUAAAAACUGGAAGACCGACAUCAGUUUACUCCUUACCUAAAGAGUGAUGCUGUAUUCUGAGUAACCUGAACAAUCCUUCAUACAAUAGGCUGUUAAUGCCAUCCAGGAAGCUUUUUUUUUGCCCACGGGACACAAACGAGAGAGAGGACCUGAAAGGUUCUGGGCAUUAGUGCCCAACCCUGAGUAAACCAGACAGCCACAACAGCAUUAGUGCAGUCAUCACACGACGGCCCUGGCCAAAUCAGACACUAAUACAGUAGAAACAGUCAGGCAACAAAUCAGUAAAACCUGAAACAAAUAGCUUUCUAGAAUAAACAAGUUUGCCUUGAUUAAAAAGUUAUUAAAAGAAAAAAAAAACACUAUGGAAAUGAUAUAAAUUUACAGGUGCUCAACACAAAAAAACGUCUGAUGUUAAAAAAAAAAAAAAAAAGGUGUAGCAAUGAACUAUCUUUUCUCUUAUUAAUUUGCCAUAUUUGCACUUUGUCAGGACCACACUGAAAAAGAAAAUAGAUACUGGUAGUAUGAGAAUAAAUACUACCAGAAGAAUAUUACCAGAAGAACCAUGGACAUUUACAGUGGUAUGAAAAACCUCUUGGAAUUUAUCACAUUUCUGCAUAAAAUCACCAUCAAAUGUGAUCUAAUACUUGUCAAAAUCACACAAAUGAAAAUACAGUGUCUGCUUUAACUAAAACCACUCAAACAUUUAUAGGUUUUCAUAUUUUAAUGAAGAUAGUAUGCAAACAAUGACAGAAGGGGGGUAAAUAAGUGAGCCCUCUGACUAAGAAGACUUAAAGAGUAAUCAAAACCAAUUUUUACCAAACAUUUUAUGUCAGGUGUGUGUGCCCAAUCAAUGAUGAGUGGUUUAAAGCUGCCCUACCUACUACAAAACACAGACCUGGUAAUAAAUAUCUUUAGGAGAACCAUUGUCUGAUGUGCAUCAUGGUUCGGUCAAAAGAGCUGUCUGAAAACCUACGAUCAAGGAUUGUUGAUUUGUAUAAAGCUGGGAAAGGAAACAAAACGAUCUCUAAAAGUCUGAAUGUUCAUCAUUCGACAGUCGGAAAAGUUGUCUACAAAUGGAGAGAGUUUGGCACAGUUGCUUCUCUCCCAAGGAGUGGCCGUCCACCAAAGAUGAUGCCAAGAGUUCAGCGCAGAAUACUGAGAGGGAUAAAAGAACCCUAGCGUGUCUGCUAAAGACUUACAGAAAUCACUGGCACAGUCCAUUAUCUCUGUGCACACAUCAACGAUAUGUAAAACUAUGGCCAAGAAUGGUGUUCGUGGGAGGACUCCAUGAUCAUUGCUGCUCGUUUAAUGUUCGCAAAAAGGCACUUGGACACUCUGAGAAGGUUUGGCAAAAUAUUUUGUGGACUAAUGAAACCAAAGUUGAAUUGUUUGGGAGUAAGACACAACGUCAUGUGUGGAGGAAAAAUGGAACAGCUCACUAACAUCAACACCUCAUCCCCACCGUGAAGCAUGGUCGAUGGAGCAUCAUGAUUUGGGGCUGUUUUGCUCCCUCAGGGCCAGGACAACUUGCAAUCAUUAAUGGAAGAAUGAAUUUAAAACUUUAUCAGGAUGUUUUGCAGGAAAACCUGAGGCCGUCUGUCAGACAGUUAAGGCUAAAAAGAGGAUGGAUGCUGCAACAAGACAAUGAUCCAAAACUCAGAAGCAAAUCAACUUCAAAAUGAAGUUGAAGAAUGAAGAAGAACAAAAUACACGUUCUGAAGUGGCCAAAUCAAAGUCCAGGCUUGAACCCCAUUGAGAUGCUGUGGCAUAACCUGAAGACAGCAAUUCACGCCAGACAUCCCAGGUAUUUAAUUGAACUACAGCAGUUUUGUAGAGAAGAAUGGGCCAAGAUUAGUCUUGAUCAAUUUGCAAGGCUGUUCUGCAGCUACUGGAAGCGUCUGGUUGAAGUUGUUGCUGCCAAAGGGGGGACCCCCAAAAUUAAAUGCCAUGGUUCACUUACUUAUUUCUCCCCUUUCUGUCAUUGUUUGCAUACUACCCUCAUUAAAAUAUGAAAACCUUUAAAUGUUUGGGUGGUUUCAGUCAAAGCAGGCACUGUUUUUUUCAGUUGUGUGAUUUUGACAAAGAUCAGAUCACAUUUGAUGGUGAUUUGAUGCAAAAAUGUGAGAUAUUCCAAAUGGUUCAGAUACUUUUUCAUCCGACUGUAGAACUGAUUUGAAGAACUAUUUGGGGAAAGAAAAGGCAUAUUUUACAAGAGUAAAAAACUCGUUAAAUCAUAUUACCUGGAUGAACAUAUGAAAAGUCAAUUGAGAAAGUGGAUGCUCAUCUCGGGCUGUUAAAUUGUGUGGGAAUCGAUUUCCUCUAUUAUCAUAAUAUAACAACUAACGUAUAUUUUUCAGUGUGGCCCUAAUUUUCCUCUGUAGCAUUUGAAUGAGUUAAAUUCUCAAGCACCAGCAAUGUCUUUAAGCACUAAGACAUUGGAACUAUGCUUGUACUAAUCAUAAUGUAGCAACCUGAUAUUAAAGAUCUAAACAAAUCUACUGAAUAUAUAUGUGGUGUGCUAAUUGCUGUACACGCUGUUUCAGCAAUAAGAUACAUCAGCAUUAAAUGACAAAAGAACACGAAUAACAAAACCUCAAAUACCUUACUUGUUUUGCUUUACUACAGCCAUGAAAUGGGAUAUGCUAAAAAGUUGACAUCAUCAGCUCUCUUUAAUGCUGAUUUAAUGCCUACGAUAUUAUGUGACCUUGUGGGUAAGGCUAGAGGUUCUAUAUCGGCUCGUAUAAAUAGAAAGAGGGAGCAACUUGGCAAGUAGCACAUAGAAUAUUUAAGAGGUCACUGACAAUUAUCCUGUUGAAGCUCAGCGCUGUGGUAUUUUAUCCAGCAACAUUAUUGCUGUUCACUCCCACUGGUCACUUCAGACAUUCUACAUUACAACAGUAGCGUCACCAUGUAGGAUGUUUGAAAAUUCUCCUCCAGGCAUGAAAUCAUUCUUGUUUUCUGGCAUUUUACAGCACAGGGAGAGCAAACCGAUACGAUAAGUUAUUCAUUUGGUUGCCUUUUAAUAUUAAUCAAGUACAAUGAUGUAUUUUAUAGUAUUUUAAAAUAAUGUUUGUGACGCUGAUACACAUGCAUUGUUUUAAUUGUACUUUCAAGACAAAGGAAAGAUAAACACUUCAGGCCAAAACCUGAAUUAGAAACACGGUGCCCACAUACUGAACUUACAAAAAUACAUCUUGACCUAUCAUAACAUACCCAUUGUGGAUUCCUCAGAAUAGCAAGACAUUUUGGAGAAUUGAACAGGGCAGAAGAACAUGGUCUGAAGACUCUUUUCUGUUCCAGUUUGUGCUACAGGUUCAGAAAGACAUUUUGGGGUGACUGAUAAUUUGUUCCAUUGAAUAGUUUUAUCAUUACAAUAUCAUUUCAUAAGGUUGCAUCCUCUAUUACCAAUACUGACCGACUAACAGAGAAGCAACAACACAAAAGCAGCAUCAGGUUUCACAGCAAAGCUGACCUGAUGCUCGUCUACAUCAGACUUUAAUCUGCUAAGUGUGCUAGAAGCCUGCUGGCUCAUGUUACAAUAUUUCGUUAAUACAGACUGCCUUGAUUACUUGUGAAAUUGGUUGGCGCACCAAUGCUACAGUACAGUCAAAUUACUGUAUGUGCUUCCUUUAACCUCCUUUUUUGGAUCGUUAUGAUCUUGCUGUCAAUCGUGGUAUCACCACCUCAGAAAUUUUUCACAUGGGUGGUCAGAUGGGCACACCAAAACUAAAAGCCAUAAUUUCAGGAUAUUAUUCUGUUGAAGUCAACCGACCUGUGGAAAGGUAUCAGAAAGACAGAAGAACUGCUUGCUGGUGUACUUUGCUUAUUUGCUGUUACUAAUGAUGCACAGACUAAUAACAAUACUGUUAACAUUUUGAGUUCCACAACUAUGUUUCAUUAUUGGGUAAUGACUAUAUAAGGCAUAAGGUGGAAAUUUAAGUGUUCUGUUCUUGACAGGGCGAUAUCUGUGCUUAACCAGGGGCAAAAUCAUUUGUUCUUACAUUAAAAUUAUAAUACGUGGGGGCAUUCAUAAUUAUUAUUUAGACCCUCUCCAUAGUAAUGAUCAAUUCUAGCUGUAAUAACAGCCUGAGUAUGCAUUUCUUUUCGGACAAACGAACCUCAAUUAUCAACAUACAUGAAUCAAAACGCUUUAAAUGAUUGUCAUGAAUUUAACCCUUUCAUGCGCGAAAUAUGAUUUUGUUUAACUCAGUCAUUUAACUCAUUGGCUGACAUUGAUGGCGCUAGACGUCCUAUCCAUUUUGACUCGGAGGAUCGAAUGAACGAACGUUGAUGAUGAGUAUUCAGUCGGUCAUCCCGGCAUGCAAUGAGCUAAAUACUAUGUAAAAAAAAAAAAAAAAAACUUUUGUGUCACUUGGGGCCGUAACCAGCAUACAUUUCUCUUUUUAUUCAUUUUAAUGUAAUUAAUUCCUUUUUUAUUAAAAUUGUAUGACCAAUUUAUCAAUGUACGCAAAAUUAUAAUAAAAAAUACAUUUUUUUUGUUUUGUUUUAAUAAGGGUUUAAGACCUGAAGUGUCAACUUUUGAAUAGUUGUCCACUGUAGUGACCACUGUCCCUGAAAGGGUUAAUGGAAACAUAAUAAACAAAGUCCUGUACAUAUUUCUCCAGCUGACGUUAGUCUAUAGCAGGGGUGUCCAAACAUUUUGCAAAGGGGGCCAAAUUUGGUGUGGUAAAAAUGUAGGGGGCCAACCUUGGCUGACGUCCUUUACGUAGAACAAUAUAUUUAAGCAAAUUUUAGCAAGCCAUUCUGUGUGUCACAUUUGCUUAAUUAUUUUUUUUAAUUAAUAAUUUCAACAAUCUCGCAACUAGCCUUUGUGGCGUUCUCUUUCAACUCUCAGGCUCUUGCGAAAUACUGCUGCUGUGAAAUUAAACUAGCUUCAAGUUGCUUCAAUUUCUCGCUGCGUAUCUUCCCUGUAAUCUUGUCGUACAUGUCAGCCUGUCUUGUUCGGUAAUAUCGCCUCACAUUGAACUCUUUAAAAACAGCGACUGUCUCUUUGCAAAUGAGGCAGACACAGUUGCGUAUUUUAGUGAAGAAAUAGUCCAAUUUCUACCUAUUCUUGACGCGUCAGCCAUCGCAGUCAACUUUUUGUUUGUUGAUUGUCGCCAUUUUAGAAAAUUGGAAGGGUCACACGGGGUGAUGUUGCUUAGAGUGCUGCUGCCUUUUAGUGGGUAAAUGAGGAGCAGCAUUUAGUGUGUAAGCUACUUCAUAUGCUGGUAGCAGUUCUGCUGAAAUUUUUUUUAAGUCUGUCCAGACGUUAUUGAUUUUAUGACAGAGGCUGGGGGCCGGAUGAAAUUUGACCACGGGCCGCAUUUGGCCUCCGGGCCGGACUUUGGACAUGUCUGGUCUAUAGGCUAGUCUUCAACUUCAUUAUCAUGGCCACGCAGUCAAUAGGGUGGCCAGUACAUUCAUAAGAGGGGGGCCGUAGCCACCCCCUGGGGGCGCCAUUGUUCCACAUCUAGUGGUAUUUUGCUUUGCAGCAAUAACCUAUGACGUUAUAAAGGGUCAGUGCGGCAAAUGUGCAGCAAUCUAACGGCCAUCGUGCCGCACUCUCAUGUUACCAUGUUUACACACGAUAGAGGGAACACACAGUAGCUGGAGUAUACUAGAGUCGACAAUACACGACUCAUCCCACUAAAUGGAAUUUAGGUUGGACUGAAAUUAGAAUUCAGAUCACUUGAAAAAUUGAACAGAUUAAUUAACUGGAAAGAUAUGUAACAGCCUGAGGCAGAUAUGACAUAUGUUGUCACUGAACAAACAAAGCUUAGUUUGAAAGUCCUGGAUUUUAAGUAAGAUGACUCAUCCUUUCCUCCUGGGACGUUUACAUGAAAGUGAAUGCCACUUUGAAACGGUUGCUCAGUGAGCGUGCUGCCAUCUAGCGGCGACAAUGUUUAACUACAACAAAAGCCCGCACGUGGGAUUCUCGUGUUGAGGUUGAAAUCGUGCAUACAUUCGGUUAAAAUUCUGCGUCAUUUACUUAUUCAAUGUUUUCGACAGAGUGUGUAGCUGCAAUCUCUAUUAAUUACCAUUGAGAUGAAGCAUGAAUAUUUUUUUUAGAAUGCCCCCUUUCCUUGCUGAGCCCAAACUCAGUUAAAGGUCAGUGAGCAUAUUUGUGGUUUAUUUGGUCACAUGAGGAAACAUUUUUUCGCUUUUUUUCUGAUUCUUUCGAGCCGUUGUGAAUGAGAGGCUUGAUCAAAAUCCACAAAGGAUGUCCUGAUCUCCUAUUUCUAUAUGUCACCUGACUUUUAGUAUCCAUCAAGAAGAGGCAAAUAUAUAUAUACAUAUAUUUCUUAUUAUUAAGUAUUUUUUCCCAAUUCAAACAAAGCUAUCCCAACAUUACUGCCACACAAAAGGGUUAUUUGUACAGCAGUUGUUUCAAUGAAGUGAAAAAGAUUAAAAAUCCCAAUUUUUUGUAUUUUAGAUAUGCAGCACAGAUUAAGUUGCAAACAAAUUACGUUUAAACAUUUUGUUUUAUAUGAAUAAACAUAUAUACCGUAAUUUUUGGGACUAUAAACCACUACUUUUUUCCCUUGUUGUGAAUCUUGCGGCUAAUAGUCCAGUGCGGCUUAUUUGUUAGUUUAUUUGUGUUAAUAGGUAACACUGAUUUGACAGCGGCAUCAUAAGACUGCCAUCAGACUGUCACAAGUCGAUCAUAAUUGU